GAGGGCUAUGGUCCCUGUUGGACUGUAGUUUAAUUGGUCCUUUUGGACAGAUUGGUUUGCAUGUCCCAAACAACCCAUCCCCUUCUGCUGAGCUACAGUGGGCUGGCUAUAAGAGCUUACUCAAGCACUCACUGUUAACCAUCCGGCAACACCAUACUAUGAGGAUAUGUCAAAACACUUUUUUCCUAUUCGAGGGGGUAUUCCGAUGCAAGUUCUGACCUCAACGGCUGUCCAUGAGCACAUAUUAAACUGUAGGCUUAUUAUCUAAGGAAUACUAAAUUCAUUGUAAUUGGGUUAUACUUUAGUUUAUAAUGGCUUUUACAAUGCUUCGGCCGGUGGCAACUCACCCCUUCUCCUCCUACCCUCCUGAUCUCAACAUGAUCUCGGACGACGAGGAGAACCGCAGCGAGAGCGACGGCAGCUCUGACCAGAGCUAUGAAUGCUGUGCCUCUUCAGAUAAGACUUGUCGGCAGCUUUCCCGCAUGGUGGGAGUCGGUGGGGUUGUUGUGGUCAAACAGCGCAACACAGCCAACGCCAGGGAGCGAGACCGGACCCAGAGCGUCAACACCGCAUUCACCGCGCUCCGGACACUCAUACCUACCGAGCCGGUGGACAGAAAGCUCUCCAAAAUUGAAACGCUCCGGUUGGCGUCCAGCUACAUCUCACACUUGGCCAACGUUCUGGUCCUUGGUGACGGGCGUGAGGAUGGGCAGCCGUGCCUGAGUGCAGUGUACCGCGCGCAAGGACAUGGAGAGAGGAAGCAACCCAGAACUAUCUGUACCUUUUGCUUGAGCAACCAGCGAAAAGGGGGGAAAGAUGGUCGGGGUUGUCUGAAAAUGCGUGGAGCCAGUGCACUACGAAUGAGCCGAAAAUAGACGGCUCUCAGACUUCAAGGAUUGUUGAAUUCAAGUCAGCACCUCAGGGAAAAAACUCUAGCUAACACACCCACUGUACAUAUACCGACACAUAGACCAGAAUGCCCUCCAACUUUGGGAAAAGACUGUCAAAAAGACGCGUUUCAGGAAUUUGUUUGUGUGAGAAAAGGCUACUCCUCUCUGCCACAAUGCUGGUUAUGGAAAAUGUGAUUUUGGAGGAACAUUGUCAUAAAUGACACUUUAUUUAGUUGCCUUUUCAACAUCAUUUUGAAUUUUGCUUUAAAAUUCUAUUUUUACAUAGUUGUCCCUAGUCUUUAUUUCAGCUCCUCAAUACCAACAAUAUUGUGGUGUUAUUUUGAUAUAACUUACAAAAUGUCUACCAACAAACAGAUUUUUCUAAAGAUAAAGUAUGUCUGGGAAUGUCCGAUACAGUUGACCUUAUCCUUCGGCAAUGCUAAGGAAUCUUUGCUAAGGAAGUGCGCGAGAUAGGGCCUUUCCAAAAUUUCUGAGAUUGGCCAACCAAAGGCCUUUUGAGCCUAAUAAGGAUAGGACAUGCCAGUGUGUGAGGAAAAGCAUUAAUCACUCUGAAACAUCACGCUCUGAAUUUGCUCUAAAAAGUUCAAGGGAAAACAGGAAAGGCAACAUGAAUAGUGUCGGUAGAUCUUUUGUCAAGACUAAUGAUUACUCAUGGAAACUAUCAAAACGUAUGGCACAUUGCUGGACCGAUCCCCAAUAUCAGGAAAAGAUGGUAAAAGCCAAAGGUAAUGAGUUGAACAAUUGGUAACACUUUAGUUAAAUCCUGCACUUUAGGUAAAUGCUUUAUAACCUGUUUCUGUAAACACAUAUAGGAGCCUCUAUUAAUGUCUUAUAAUAAGGCUUAAAAAUGUCAUGUCUCUAUCUAUGAGUUGUUUUUGAGGUUGGUUCAGUUUCAGAUCGAUUAUAACACGUUUUUUAAUCAUGGUUUUCGAUUUCAGUUUCUAAUAUAAGUGUUACAUUAAAUGCACUAUGCAUUAUGUGGGUUGAAUGCUGUAACACAGAAUAACACAAUUAAUACAAGUCAAUGGAUGGUUGUGACUGCCCAUUACUGCUUAUCACUUAAUUGACCAUCAUUUAUUCAGAUGAAUUUCAUAAAAUAAUUGUUUUAUUUGAUGCCUUUAUUAUUUCAGUCAUCAUCUUAUCUCUAUAGAGCAGCUGCCUCUGCAAUCUGACAAAAUCACGAUUUCAGUAGUUCUUCAAAGUAAAUAAGGCAUACUUUUACGACUGCUGAAUAAUUAUCAAUCGCUUAGAUCAUUCAUUUUCAGGCUCAUGAAGCAACUGCUUCCCUCUCGAUCUCUCUUCUGUCUCCGUGUCUGCGUCACACAAGUUUAAAUUGAACCAACAUCAGUCAAUUGUUUGUUUAAAAACCAAAAAAUAUGUUGGUUUAAUUGCUCAGCACUACUAUAUAUGUAUCAACAUUUCCACGGACUCAAACUCAUUAUGAGAUGAUUAAAAGACAUUAUAAAUGGGUCAGUCAUGCAUUUUCAAGACAAGGUUUACAAUGAUUAUCACAUAAUGCAUUUUCUCUGUUGGCUUAAAGUAAAGUGUUACCAAUUGAACAAAUUCAGUGUUUGAGUUUCAGAUCCAUGUCUAGCAAUUCGCAAGUCUGCAGUAAAGUGCACUUAGAGUAUGAACCAUUCAAUGGUUUUGGCUUAUUGAAGCUGUAUUUCAACAGCUGCAGAGGAUCCCAGUAAGCAGUAAGCUGCAGGGCUUUAACACUGGUGUGUUUGAGUAAAUCUUGCUGGUUUUAAUGCACAUGUGCUAUUAAUUAGUCACACCUAAUAUCACCUAGCAGCCUGUGUUGAGCAAAACACAGCUGCUGAUAUGUUAAUGGCGUAAAUCACAACUCUCCGGAGCUGGAGAGGUAUGGAGGGGUCAGAGAGCUGUGUGUGUGUGUGUGUGUGUGUGUGUGUGGAUGCGCGUGUGUGUGCAUGCCUUUGUAUGUCUGAGUGUGUCAGUGAGAGGGAGAGAAAGAGAGUUUAUAAGAGGUGAGUUAUUGUUUUGUAAAGCACCUCUAAACCUGUGUAAAAUGAGAUUUAGUCAUUUCUUUAAGUCCUCUGUCAUAAAGCCAACUUGUAAUUUCAAAUAGACUUAUAUGAUGUAUUUUCCUCAUAACACACAUGCUGUGACAUUGUUUGAGUGGUUGGUUACCUCAACUCUGAUAAUAUAAGGCAAAUAAAAGAAUAUCAGUAGCCUGGUUGUCUGUCUGUUAAGCUAACAUUCCACUCCUUGUACUCCAUGUUAUGUGCCGUGGAGUGGAAUGUUAGCUAAACAGACUGGCAAUCAGGCUACAAUAUCACA
Molecule: messenger RNA, 3212 nt
Organism: Oncorhynchus masou masou (cherry salmon)
Lineage: Eukaryota; Metazoa; Chordata; Actinopteri; Salmoniformes; Salmonidae
Product: transcription factor 15-like
Exons: 2
Coding region: 312-875 (187 amino acids)
Biological process (GO): developmental process; regulation of transcription by RNA polymerase II
Molecular function (GO): RNA polymerase II transcription regulatory region sequence-specific DNA binding; protein dimerization activity; DNA-binding transcription factor activity, RNA polymerase II-specific
Source: RefSeq, a predicted model, not a curated record